This is a messenger RNA of Octopus sinensis (East Asian common octopus), 2077 nucleotides long. Its product is annotated as adhesion G-protein coupled receptor G2-like. The record is from RefSeq and is a predicted model, not a curated record. Lineage: Eukaryota; Metazoa; Mollusca; Cephalopoda; Octopoda; Octopodidae. Gene Ontology annotation, cellular component: membrane. Gene Ontology annotation, molecular function: G protein-coupled receptor activity. The coding region runs from base 85 to 1470 and encodes 461 amino acids. Gene Ontology annotation, biological process: cell surface receptor signaling pathway; G protein-coupled receptor signaling pathway. The transcript has 10 exons.
UAUAGAAGCAAUCUGGAAGAGAUUCCACUGGAAGGGCAGCAACUCACAGCUUUAUAUUCUAAUCUUGGUAUUGGUGUUAUCAAAAUGGAGAAGGACACGUUCAAUGGGGCUGUCUAUGGUAUUUCAUUUGGAAAUAAUAGAACUGAAGCUAUGAUAACGAUACAAAACUCAAAUUCACACCUACAGGUAAAAGAUACGGCAAACUUCAUUUCAUUAGGAAAGAGCUUAUUAACACACCUGAAAGAAGGAGAAGAAUCAAAAUGGUCAAGAAUGACCUUUUUUUCUUUGCGGGAGGAUAAGCUAUAUAGGGUAAUACAAAAAUCUAGAACCAAAGCAAAUGCAAACAUUUACAGUAAUGUUAUUGCUGCAAGUAUUCCUAACAUUCGAAUAACCAAUCUUGAUAAACCAGUAACUAUCUCAUACAAUUUAAUAAAUCAGAUUGCCACCAAACCACAGUGUGUUUAUUGGGACCAAUCUCCUGGACAGGAUCCCCGUUGGUCAACAAAAGGCUGUAUUACAUCCGAGUAUGUACCUGGAGAGAAAGUACUAUGUUCCUGUAACCAUCUGACAAGUUUUGCCCUGCAAAUGAUUGAAGAAAAGAAUAUUCACUUUAUAUCAAACGUUGGCUGUGGAAUAUCAUUUGUCUUUCUCGUUCUUACAGUAAUAUUUCAUGUUUCUUUCAAAAAUCUAAGGAAAUUAAUGACUUCAAAGAUUUUAGUAUGCCUGUGCAUUUCUCUAGCUGUCAGUAAUCUUAUCUUUCUUGUUGGGAUGCAAGAAUAUGCAACGACAAAACCAGCUGCUUGUAAGGCAGUGGCUGCUCUCAUACAUUACUUCCUUAUGACAUCUCUUAUGUGGAUGAGUGUAGAAGUACUUCAUGUUUGUCUUCAUGCGGUUGUUAUAUCAGAAACUGUUCAGAGAUCUUUUAUGAUAAGGAGUUCAAUUCUGGCCUGGGGUCUUCCAAUGAUCAUUGUCGCAUUUACUCUGGCAAUUAACUACACCAACAAUUACAUCAGAAUUGAACAAACAUGCUGGUUAUCAGCGGUACCGUUCUAUACUGCUCUUGUGGCUCCCAUGGGGAUCAUUCUCAUCUUCAACGUUUUUAUCUUCUCCAUUGAUUUCUGGUACUUAAUGAUGUUACAAACUAACACGACAUUGAAACUCGAAACAAAACGAACACGUAUUUUGGGCAUCGUUGGCGUGUUUGUCCUGUUCAGUGCGGCGUGGAUCUUAGCAUUCUUCAGUUUUGGUGAAACAGAUGAAGUGUUUACCUUCCUCUUUGCCAUAUUCAAUUUGCUUCAAGGAAUGUUUGUCUUCUUUUACUACUGUAUAUACACGAAAAAUACCAGAGAUGUCAUUUUUUCAUGUAUACAUAAAAGAAAGGAGGAGAAUACCAGGGAAAAUGAUACGUCCAAUAAAAGUUCAACUACCCGUGAAAGAACAGACGUUUUAAUAGCAGAAACGAUCACAUAACUAAAAAUAUGAAAAACAAAUGGCUUUGAAAACCUCAUUUUCCUCUAUACAUAUUUCUAUACAAAAGAACUUUAUUUUUAUCUAUCAAUACAACACUAUGAAACUGAGAGACUGUAUAAAGCACAAUGUGAUUUAAACACGGUUUAGUACCCUUUCCUUUAUGUUUAACACGCAAAAUCUAAAAUCAUAUGGUUUGAUUUGUAAUUCUAUAGAUGUUUUCUAGCUGCCAAUUUCACUUUUAAUUUUCAGUAUAAUCUUCAGUUUUUCUUAAUGAAGUAGUAAAUGUGUUUUGUUUGUACAAUCUAUUUUUCUUUUAGUUGAAGCAUCGCAAUAUUGCAAUCUUAGUUCAAAUCGUGUCUGAGUAAGGGAGAGGGAGAGAGAGAGAGAGACAUUGAUUAUUUGAUCAGUUACUAAUUACUCCUCUAAAAAUGUGCAUUAUGGUUAUUAGCUGAUUAGAUUUAUAAUCCGUUAUCUAAUUAUUAUUAUUAUUAUUAUCAGGUCUCUCACUUGUCAUUGUCUUACUUAAUCUGAUAAUAAACAUUUCACAAACCACUGCGUUUACAACCAGAGAAAUGUAUGUAUUUCUGCCUCUUAACUUGUAUUCUCU